Messenger RNA from Necator americanus (New World hookworm), 819 nucleotides. RefSeq lists its product as uncharacterized. NCBI's taxonomy places the organism in Eukaryota, Metazoa, Nematoda, Chromadorea, Rhabditida, Ancylostomatidae. The transcript is spliced from 7 exons. The record is from RefSeq and is a predicted model, not a curated record. Bases 1 to 819 code for a protein of 272 amino acids.
AUGUCCGUCGAUGACAGCGACUCUCAUUCUGGACGUAAGCGAAAAGUGAAUAUAGGCAAUGCAGAAGACUGGGGUGAUGAUGUCUCUAUCAUCUCAAGAAGCGAUAAACCGUCGGUCGGAACGAUUAUUUUGAAGAUCUCCCUUGGGAUUAUUUUCAUCGGUUCGGCCACUGGUGCUAUCGUCUAUUCGGUUAUCAAUUCAGAGGAAAGUCAGAACCAAUCAGUUGAUGCCAACACUACGCUUUACUUCCCUUAUGACAUCGAUCAGGAAUGUUUCAACGGAACUCUAACAAUGAUGUAUAGGAAAGAUUUUCAGAACGGCCAACAACAGUAUCAGUACGUGUAUUAUGGCACGGAUUGGGUGCAGGAUGCCACAAAGAAACGACUCUACCACCGUGUGGGACUAACACCAGCGGACUGGCAGUACUCCUACUAUGUCUUUGAAGAAGUCACUUUUUUCCAGACCAAAAGACGAUGUACAAAGAUGGAUCAAGGUUAUGCUGAUUUCUUGGAGAGCAUGGGCCUGACAUACAUACGGAAGAAGCGAGAUGAGAAAGUACAAUUGAAUGGUCACUACAGAGAAGUUAUGGUGUAUGAGGGUGAACCACCUGACGACGUGAGCAUCAAUGGGAAACAUCCCUCCCUUAUUCGAGGCUAUUCAUCAGUUCAGAGAAAUGUCACCUACGGAUGGGAAUUGUACUUCUCCCAUACAACGAACUUCUCAUUGUUCGCACAAGAGUAUUGGUAUCCGUCGAUGAGGAGCAGAAAACCGGAUUGGAGUAUCUUUAACGACAUACCAAACGAAUGUCUCAAUUCAUAG